This is a messenger RNA of Melanotaenia boesemani (Boeseman's rainbowfish), 1787 nucleotides long. Its product is annotated as interferon-induced protein with tetratricopeptide repeats 1-like. Gene Ontology annotation, biological process: defense response to virus. The record is from RefSeq and is a predicted model, not a curated record. Gene Ontology annotation, cellular component: cytosol. NCBI's taxonomy places the organism in Eukaryota, Metazoa, Chordata, Actinopteri, Atheriniformes, Melanotaeniidae. Gene Ontology annotation, molecular function: protein binding. The transcript has 3 exons. Bases 1 to 1569 code for a protein of 522 amino acids.
AUGUAUCAGGAGAUGAUGGAGAGAGAUCUGGAACCUGCAGACAAGCAGAUGCUCUAUAACUACUACGCAAAAUACUUGAUGUUUGAUCGAAGGGUGAAACAGAGGUCGAUUCAGUACCACAUGAAGGCAGCAGAGAUGCCUUAUCAGUCCUUCUUCCAGCAGAACAGCAUCAACGCGCUGCAGAGGAUCAGCGGUCGAGGCACAACCAGAAUAUGCAGAGAAAUCCGGGAGUUUCUAGAACAGCUGCCGCGUUUGGAUUCUUUUGCUGCUCAGAGUCAGUCCAAACUGGAGUCCCUGGAGUGUCACUUCACCUGGAAUCUGGACACCAGCAGGUCCAAACUGUUCCGUCUCAGGGACGACCUGGUGGACAUCGGCACCGAGAAGGGAAACAUCUGGCUGGGUCACAUCUACAACCUGCAGGGGUUCAUCCAUUACAAGCUGGGCUUCAUUGAAGAGGCCCGGGACUUCUUCAGCAGGGCCACUGAGACCUUCCACCAGCUGGGAGAUGCAGAUGAGGGUCCCUGGUUGGUGGUGAACUACGGGAACCUGGCAUGGCUGCACCAACAUCUGGGUGAAGACAGUCAGAGCCAAGGGUACCUGUCAAAGCUGGACACCCUGAUCGAGACACACCCGCCUCCAAUCCAGGAUGAGCUCCACCCAGAGGUCUGUGCUGAGAAGGCCUGGACCCUGAUGACUUUUUACAAAGACAAGAAGCUGCAGGCUGCAGAUUACUUCCAGAGAGCCGUCAGGAUGAAGCCAGAGAUGGUGUCAUGGCAGACCAGCCGUGUGCUGGCGUUGGUGGGUGAUUAUAAACACAGUGACACAGACCAGGAUGUUGGCAUGUUGGAGGAAAUGAGAAUGGCCCGAGAGGAGGAUCCAGACAACCUGUACCUUGCUGCUGUCGACCUGCUGCUAAGAGCCAAGAGAGGAGAGCAAAUCAAAGAUGAAGCAGAUGAGCUGGAAGAAAAGAUUUUAAUAAAUCCUGUCAGCAGCUACAGCGGCAUCAGAAUCCUGAUAAGGGUGUACAAACAGCUCGACUGCUAUGAUGAGGCCAUUGACCUGGCAGAAAAGGCCCUGAAGAAGCAUCCAGAUGAGCGAUACCUGAAGAGGUGUGCUGCCCUCAGCUACACUUUGAAGAUCAGCUUUUAUAAAGAAAGUUGCCCAAGUGAAAGUAUGAUCAGCAGAGCCAUCAGUCUGCAUGAGGAGGUGGUCUCUCUUUACCCUCAUUCUUCUCUCAUGAAGGAGGUUGACCUUGCAUACAUGUAUGCAAAGUCUGGUCACGGCCUGAUGAAAGCAGAGCAGAUGUAUCAGGAAAUGAUGGAGAGAGAUCUGGACCCUGCAGACAAGCAGAUGCUCUAUAACUACUACGCAAAAUACUUAAACUUUGAUCGAAGGGAGGGUCAGAAGUCGAUUGAGUACCACAUGAAGGCAGCAGAGAUACCUUAUCAGUCCUUCUUCCGGCAGAACAGCAUCAACUCGCUGAAAAAGAUCAGAGACAAAGGCAGAAGCAGAAUGUGCAGAGAGAUCCAGGAGUUUCUAGAAAACCUGCCAGAUUCUGAGUCUGUGUGAGUUCCUGAUAACACAGGCUGCACAUCUGUGUGUUAACAGCUGGUUUAGGUUUUUAUAGAGAUAAUAUUAUAUCAGCAUCAUGGUGGAAUUUUCAUCUAACGCGAACUUGCUUUAAAACACGGUUCAAGUAGUCUUGAUUCAUAAUAUUCUAAGCUCUGGUGUUAAACACAUUACAACCAGAUUAAACUGGUUAGAACAAACUAUUCUGGAUUUAAGUU